Messenger RNA from Thecamonas trahens ATCC 50062, 2631 nucleotides. RefSeq lists its product as uncharacterized. Bases 1 to 2631 code for a protein of 876 amino acids. The record is from RefSeq and is a predicted model, not a curated record. NCBI's taxonomy places the organism in Eukaryota, Apusomonadida, Apusomonadidae. Gene Ontology annotation, molecular function: zinc ion binding. The transcript has a single exon. Gene Ontology annotation, cellular component: nucleus.
AUGACGGCCAAGCCGAACAACGGCAUGCGUGAGUCGAUGACUGACGGCGAUACCGACACAUUCUGGGAGGGCGACGGAAACGGUGGGACGGUAACGUUUGAGUUCCCGGACGAGGUGUACGUAGAGGCGAUGACGGUGGCUGUUGCGGCAGGCGACAAAGCCGCUAUCCCCAGUGGCAUGUCGUUGGCGUACGGCGUGCACCCGGACUACCUCGAUGGCGAGGUAGCGUCGGUUUCUGUGGACAGGAAGUCACUGUACACCGAGGACGGCAACAUCGGGUGGUUCACAUACCCGGUGGGCGUGGCGAGUCGGACCUUUGUGCUGCGCGUGAGCGGUCAGACACCACGGGUGCGGCAGCUGCGGGUGCUCGCGCGGGCGGUCAAGGCGCGAGUGCCCGGCAAGGCGGGACCGAGCUUUGCGCACGCGGCGCUCGGGGUGUUUAACCGCCUCGCGGCACAGGUGUUUGGCACGCUACAGGCUGGCGGCGAUGGAGCGUCGGCGGACCUCCGCGAGCAGCUUGUGUCGAUGCUCGAGGAUGCGUCGCCGCUCAAGGCCACAGUGCUCGACGUGCUUCGGGCGGAGCUGGUGCGUGUGACCGAGGCGCGGCUUGGGCUCGCGUGGCAGCCGUCGCAGCGAAAGACGGCGGCGAGCCGGGUGGCAUUCGAGCUUGCGGUGGCGGACGACACGUUCCCGUUCGAGCUCAUCUCGAUGGUCCACGCGCUGUCUGCGAGCAAGGCCGGGCUGGCUUGGGUGUUGUCCGGCGAGGGCAUGCCUGUGGUGUGGGCGGCGGGCGCGCUGCUGCUGACAGGAACGACGCGUGUGCAGCGCGGCGCGCUGGGAGUGCUCAAGCGGGUGUUUUCGAGCGACGUUGACUUUGGCACAAUGGGCCGCGCGCUCGGCGUUCUUGUGGGCGGCACAACGCUCGCCGAGUACUUUGCAGCUGUGGUGGCCAAGACACUGCGGGCCACGCUGCGGGUUGCCGGCAAGAAGGCCAAGAGCGAGGAGAAGGGCGCGGCGGAGCGUGAGUUUGACGAGGUCUUUGGCGAGCUGCCAGCCUACCGCGGGCAAGUGCCGGACGAGCUGCGCGCCGGGGUGGUUGAGCUGGCGCGAAUGGCGAUUGCCGGCGGCGAGAACGAGGGCGAGCACGAAGGCGCGACUGUCGUGCGAAGCCGGCUCGUGGCGCAGGUCUCUAACCUGGUGCAGAUGCAGGAGCUGGAUGCGAGCGAGAUGUUUACGUCUGAAGCGCUAUGGCUCUCUGUGGCGGCGCUGGGGGUGUUGUGCGAGGACGAGACUGCCGUGGCGGCUGUCAACGAGGCCGCAAGCGCAGCGCUCGCACGCGAGAGCGACGACGGCAACGACGGCGCUGCUGAGGUUGUGCUGUGCGAGAACCACGACGACGGGGUGACCAAGGCCGCGAUGCGGUGCGAGAGCUGUGCCACUGCACUCUGCGCCGACUGCGACCGAUUCCUGCACCUACCGCGCAACAAGCGCGAGCACACGCGUGAGGCGAUCAUCGAUCACGAGGCGUUUGUGGUGGAGAUGCGCGAGGGAUGCGCACGGGUCAAGAUGUCGCAGUUUGUGGUGGUCUUUGACGUGGAGAAGGGCAAGGUCCUUCUCCGUGUUGAGGCGCGCAGCAGCUCCGGGCGCGCGUGCCGGUUCUGCGGCAGCGAGCUGAGCGUGGAGAACGAGGUGCUUGUGGCCAAGGUCCGUGACGUGUGCAACGACGCCGAGUGCAUGGAGCGGAGUGAGCAGGUGUGUGUGGAUGUGCUCGAGUGUGGCCACCCAUGCGGCGGGGUGCGCGGCGAGAAAGAGCAUCUGCCAUGCCUCGUGGCUGGGUGCGACGAGGCGAUGACGGUGGCGAAGGACGAUAUGUGCAUGAUCUGCUGGACGGAGCCGCUCGAGGCGGCGCCGGCGGUGAAGCUCGGGUGCGGGCACGUGUUCCACGCCAUGUGCGUGGAUCGCUUGCUCAAGGCCAAGUGGUCGGGCCCUAGGAUCAACUUUGGGUUUUGGGCUUGCCCGCUGUGCAAGGAUGCGCGGUUCGAGCAUCCGGCGCUAGAGGAGGCGAUUGCGCCGCUUCGCGAGCUCGAGGAGAAGGUCAAGAGCAAGGCCAAGCUCCGGGCGCGCGCAUCUGGCCUUGCCGAGGACGCCGCUGUGAUGGCCGAGUACGGCGAUGACGUGGUGGCGGCUGCGAUGGCGCGGUUUGCUUACUACCAGUGCUACGAGUGCAAGGAGCCGUACUACGGCGGCGCGGUGGCGUGCGAGGCGGCCGGGCGCGGCGGCGACUUUGACGAGACCGAGCUCGUGUGCGGAGGAUGCGUCGGGCGGCGGAUCGGGGCGACGGCGUGCUCCAAGCACGGAAUGGGCGACAACAUGGUGUUUGCGUGUCGGUACUGCUGCUCGGUGGCGGUCUGGUUCUGCUUUGGAACGACGCACUUUUGCGAUACCUGCCACUCGAACGUCGGCGGCGUGCAGGCGGCGGCGGCGUCGGAGGACCGGCCAGUCUGCCCGGUCGGCCCGGGAUGCAAGCAGCUGCCGCCGGGCCCGUGUCCGCUUGGGCUCAAGGAGUGUCCGCCGGUGGGCGAGGAGCUCUGCCUCGGUUGUGGCCUCUGUGCCGAGGCGCAGGAGUACUAG